Acanthosepion pharaonis is the source of this 2742-nucleotide messenger RNA. Lineage: Eukaryota; Metazoa; Mollusca; Cephalopoda; Sepiida; Sepiidae. The record is from the annotation of a GenBank genome assembly.
AUGGUUCUUACUCUUAAACGGAUUGCUAACCAAAGCACGAUAGUUCUUACUCUUAAACGGAUUGCUAACCAAAAGACGAUAGUUCUAUCUCUUAAAAGGAUUGCUAACCAAAACACGAUAUUUCUUUCACUUAAACUUCUUUCUCUUAAACGGAUUGCUAACCAAAGCACGAUAGUUCUUUCUCUUAAACGGAUUGCUAAUCAAAACACGAUAGUUCUUUCUCUUAAAUGGAUUGCUAACCAAAACACGAUAUUUCUUUCACUUAAACGUAUUGCUAACCAAAACACGAUAGUUCUUUCUCUUAAACGGAUUGCUAACCAAAACACGAUAUUUCUUUCUCUUAAACGGAUUGCUAACCAAAGCACGAUAGUUCUUUCUCUUAAACGGAUUGCUGACCAAAACACGAUAUUUCUUUCACUUAAACUUCUUUCUCUUAAACGGAUUGCUAACCAAAACACGAUGGUUCUUUCUCUUAAACGGAUUGCUAACCAAAGCACGAUAUUUCUUUCUCUUAAACGGAUUGCUAACCAAAACACGAUAUUUCUUUCACUUAAACGGAUUGCUAACCAAAGCACGAUAGUUCUUACUCUUAAACGGAUUGCUAACCAAAAGACGAUAGUUCUAUCUCUUAAAAGGAUUGCUAGCCAAAACACGAUAUUUCUUUCACUUAAACUUCUUUCUCUUAAACGGAUUGCUAACCAAAUCACGAUAGUUCUUUCUCUUAAACGGAUUGCUAACCAAAACACGAUAGUUCUUUCUCUUAAACGGAUUGCUAACCAAAGCACGAUAGUUCUUUCUCUUAAACGGAUUGCUAACCAAAACACGAUAGUUCUUUCUCUUAAACGGAUUGCUAACCAAAACACGAUACAAAAACGGAUUAAACUAACUAAAAACACGAUAUUUCUUUCACUUAAACGGAUUGCUAACCAAAACACGAUAGUUCUUUCUCUUAAACGGAUUGCUAACCAAAACACGAUAUUUCUUUCUCUUAAACGGAUUGCUAACCAAAACACGAUAGUUCUUUCUCUUAAACGGAUUGCUAACCAAAACACGAUAUUUCUUUCACUUAAACGUAUUGCUAACCAAAACACGAUAGUUCUUUCUCUUAAACGGAUUGCUAACCAAAACACGAUAUUUCUUUCACUUAAACGUAUUGCUAACCAAAACACGAUAGUUCUUUCUCUUAAACGGAUUGCUAACCAAAACACGAUAGUUCUUUCUCUUAAACGGAUUGCUAACCAAAACACGAUAGUUCUUUCUCUUAAACGGAUUGCUAACCAAAACACGAUAUUUCUUUCUCUUAAACGGAUUGCUAACCAAAACACGAUAGUUCUUUCUCUUAAACGGAUUGCUAACCAAAACACGAUAUUUCUUUCUCUUAAACGGAUUUACAACCAAAACACGAUAGUUCUUUCUCUUAAACGGAUUGCUAACCAAAACACGAUAGUUCUUUUCUUAAACGGAUUGCUGACCAAAACACGAUAUUUCGAUAUUCUUUCUCUUAAACGGAUUGCUAACCAAAGCACGAUAGUUCUUUCUCUUAAACGGAUUGCUAGCCAAAACACGAUAUCUCUUUCUCUUAAACGUAUUGCGAACCAAAGCACGAUAGUUCUUUCUCUUAAACGGAUUGCUAACCAAAACACCAUAGUUCUUUCUCUUAAACGGAUUGCUAAUCAACACACGAUAUUUCUUUCUUUUAAACGGAUUGCUAACCAAUGUACGAUAGUUCUUUCUCUUAAACGGAUUGCUAACCAAAACACGAUAUUUCUUUCACUUAAACGUAUUGCUAACCAAACGGAUUGGGAUAGUUCUUUUCUCUCAAACGGAUUGCUAACUGAAAACACGAUAUUCUUUCUCUUAAACGGAUUGCUAACCAAAAACACGAUAGUUCUUUCUCUUAAACGGAUUGCUAACCAAAACACGAUAUUUCUUUCUCUUAAACGGAUUGCGAACCAAAGCACGAUAGUUCUUUCUCUUAAACGGAUUGCUAACCAAAACACCAUAGUUCUUUCUCUUAAACGGAUUGCUAACCAACACACGAUAUUUCUUUCUCUUAAACUCAUUGCUAACCAAAAUACGAUAGUUCUUUCUCUUAAACGGAUUGCUAACAAAACACGAUAUUUCUUUCUCUUAAACGGAUUGCUAACCAAAACACGAUACGCGAUAGUUCUUUCUCUUAAACGGAUUGCUAACCAAAACACGAUAUUUCUUUCUCUUAAACGGAUUGCUAACCAAAACACGAUAGUUCUUUCUCUUAAACGGAUUGCUAACCAAAACACGAUAGUUCUUUCUCUUAAACGGAUUGCUAACCAAAACACGAUAUUUCUUUCUCUUAAACGGAUUGCUAACCAAAGCACGAUAGUUCUUUCUCUUAAACGGAUUGCUAACCAAAACACGAUAUUUCUUUCUCUUAAACGGAUUGCUAACCAAAACACGAUAGUUCUUUUCUUAAACAUUCUUUCUCUUAAACGGAUUGCUAACCAAAGAACGAUAUUUCUUUCUCUUAAACGGAUUGCUAACCAAAACACGAUAUUUCUUUCUCUUAAACAUAUUGCUAACCAAAGAACGAUAGUUCUUUCUCUUAAACGGAUUGCUAACCAAAGAACGAUAUUUCUUUCACUUAAACGUAUUGCUAACCAAAACACGAUAUUUCUUUCUCUUAAACGGAUUGCUAACCAAAACACGAUAGUUCUUUCUCUUAAACGGAUUGCUAACCAAAACGAUAGUUCUUUCUCUUCUUAA